Molecule: messenger RNA, 1846 nt
Organism: Python bivittatus (Burmese python)
Lineage: Eukaryota; Metazoa; Chordata; Lepidosauria; Squamata; Pythonidae
Product: 1-acyl-sn-glycerol-3-phosphate acyltransferase alpha-like
Biological process (GO): phosphatidic acid biosynthetic process
Cellular component (GO): endoplasmic reticulum
Molecular function (GO): 1-acylglycerol-3-phosphate O-acyltransferase activity
Source: RefSeq, a predicted model, not a curated record
CAGGAAAGAGCAUGGCUCAGUCGCUUGGCCUAGUCAACUUUUUCCUCUUCUUCUUAGCGGUGCUGCUCCUUUAUCAUUAUAGCAACAUCUUCAGAUACUACUUCAGGAUUUGCUUUUUAAAAGCCUGGUUACUUGGGUGGUCCUUUUUUCUGCUUCCUGUCAUAGCUUUCCGUGGAAGGAAUGUGGCAAAUAUGAGCGUUCUGCGUUUCAUCAUGCUACCUUUGAAACACCUUUAUGGCAUUAAGAUCAAUGUGCAGGGAGCUACAAGCCUAAAUCUGAAAGGGCCAUACGUCAUCAUCUCUAACCUUCAGUGCUCUGUGGACUUGCUUGGGAUUUUUCAAAUCUUGCCUGAGCGAUGUACCCUCUUCGUCCAGAAAGAGGUCCUGUACAUGUUGACCGUUGGUGUUUUCUUGUGGCUGUGUGGUUUCAUUUUCAUUGAUCAUAAAAAGGAAGCAGAAGCUGUUGAGAUAAUGUCAGCAGCAGGAGACACCAUGCUCCAGGACCAUCUGCGAAUAUGGGCAUUCUCUGAAGGCCACAGAACUGGUGAAUCCACCAUGGAGCCCUUGCAAAGAGAGGCUUUCCAUCUGGCAGUGAAGGCCCAGGUGCCAAUCAUUCCUGUGGUGAUGUCCUCUUACGAACCAUUUUUCAACAUGAAGACUAACAAAUUCACAUCUGGGGACAUCACCAUCCGGGUUCUUCCACCGGUGAAGACCAAGGGAUUGAGCCCGGUUGAUACCCCAGACUUAACAGAUCGUGUGUGGGAGACCAUCCUGUCCAACUUCCGUGAGAUCUCAGGAGAGCCUGGGAAACAAGCAAGCGUGGCCAAGGAAGACACCAGACAAGCCACCAAUUAUUAAGGACCUUAGCAACCACUUUUUCCCCCUUCCUGUGCUGCUUCUUGGCCUUUACGUGGAUCUACCCAUUUAUGUGGCUGCCUUGGGUGUCUUAACCGGUGACCCGGACUUGUUGUGCAAACUUCCUUUGGGGGAAAGCCGAGAGAUCCUUGGGGAGCCUGUAAAAGCAGUCCCCUUGGUUUGGGCUUGAGUCUGCUUCCCUUUCCCACGCAGUUUAAAGGGCAGGAAACAAAAAUCAAGGGGAGCUCCACGCGGCGCAACCCCGAUCAGGCUGGGUGCAGUUCCCAAACAGGUUCCUCGGCUGCGUUGCUACGCCAGCCAGAACUGGGGAAGGCGGCGGCAUUGUGAGGCGAGCGCCUGUUGCCACGGCAACCAGCACCUCUGAUGCAAGACAGACAGCUUGGUCUGAGCCAGAGAGAGCCUGUUGGGAGGAAGUAUUCACAAGGUGAUUGUGAGGCCAAGCACGUGCCUCGCACACCCUCCUGAAGGCUGGAGCGGAGGCCUCGCCCUUAAUGCGGCCCCAGGGAUCUCAGCUUUUUUGCACGCAGGUAAAUAUGGCGCAGGAGGACCAUUUCAUCGGAUGCCUCCCGGUAGGAGCUCCCCUGCCUUGCUUUGGCCGUGCAGCGGGCUGUGGGAAUCCCAGCCAUUGUCUUAGUGUGUUGCAUAAAUCGGGCCAUUGCAUUAAACCAUCAUGGGGUUGAGCGCUUUGGGGAAUGGCCUGUUUUGUCAGCACAGCCACGGUCUUUUGUUAACCCAAGUUUAGUGAGUUGUGUGAAUGCAGCCAGAGGUGGUGGGACUACAGGCUAAUGCAUCUGAUUUUUCCAGUUAUUGCAUUGUGUAUGUUGGAGGGACAGAAAGCUUGAGGGACUUGGAACUAUGUCAAUUAACCCUGCCCGAUUAUGGCAUUUUUCCCUCCCAUUGAGGCUUUCCCAGUACAAGACCAGCUCCUGCAGCACUAAUUAUACUUGUUUGCCCAGGAAGUCUAAAAUAAA